AUGACUACUUUCACGCAGGAGCCCCACAAGUUGCUUGUGAUACCCGGACCUAUAGAAGUUACAGAUGAGGUCCUUUAUGCCAAUGCGCACCCUUCCAUGUCCCAUAUGUCGGCCGAUUUCGUUCCAGUUCUCGGCGAUUGCAUCCGCAUGACUAGAGAGGUCCUUUUCACGACCACCGGCCAGCCCUUCAUCAUAGCUGGUUCGGGAACUUUGGGAUGGGAUCAGGUUGCCGCCAACCUAGUGGAAGCUGGUGAAUCAGCACUGGUUCUCAACAGCGGCUACUUUGAAGUGGAUGAAGUUUACGCAGACCUCGGAACUUCAGUUGAUUUGGUCGAGGUUGAGAAGGCGUUAUCUUCCAAGAAGUACAAGAUCCUUACUUUCACCCAUGUCGAUACCUCUACAGCGGUGCUCUCGGAUGCCCAAGCCAUUGCGGCGACAGUGCAGAGAGUGUCCCCCGAUACCCUUGUUGUUAUGGACGGCGUUUGUUCGGUUGCUAGCGAGGAGAUUCGUAUGGACGCGUGGGGAAUCGACAUCGUUUUAACGGCUAGCCAGAAGGGUCUUGGCACUCCUCCCGGAUUGAGUAUCCUUGUAGCUAGCCAGAAGGCGAUCAAGGUAUUUGAAGCCCGCAAGACCCCACCCACGUCGUACUAUGCAAGCUGGAAGAAAUGGCUUCCUGUUAUGCAAGCAUAUGAGAGGGGUUCUGCCGCAUACUUCGCUACACCUCCAGUUAAUUUGGUUUAUGCAUUCCGCACGUCCCUCACGCAGAUUACCAAAGGCCCGCAAUCAUUGGAAGAGCGAUUUGCUCUUCAUCGCAAGGGGAGUCAACGCCUCAGAGACGCCGUUGCCGAGCUGGGACUGAAGCAGCUGCCUACAAGCCCUGCUGUCGCUGCGAACGGGAUGACCGCUAUUUACUUGCCUGAUGGUUAUGCCGCCUCUGACAUCGUUCCACGUAUGUUGAAGAGAAAUGUUGUCGUGGCCGGUGGACUCCACAAGGAUGUCAAAGAUAAGUACUUCCGCAUCGGGCACAUGGGAGUCAGCGUUACGGAUGAGUCGCGUGGAGAUAUAGACAAGAUUAUUUCAGCUCUCAGAGAGUCGUUCGCAGAUGCGGCAGCAAGCAAGAAAGCGUAA
Molecule: messenger RNA, 1128 nt
Organism: Fibroporia radiculosa
Lineage: Eukaryota; Fungi; Basidiomycota; Agaricomycetes; Polyporales; Fibroporiaceae
Exons: 13
Coding region: 1-1128 (375 amino acids)
Cellular component (GO): peroxisome
Molecular function (GO): L-alanine:glyoxylate transaminase activity; L-serine:pyruvate transaminase activity
Source: RefSeq, a predicted model, not a curated record